Talaromyces rugulosus is the source of this 744-nucleotide messenger RNA. RefSeq lists its product as uncharacterized. Lineage: Eukaryota; Fungi; Ascomycota; Eurotiomycetes; Eurotiales; Trichocomaceae. The coding region runs from base 1 to 744 and encodes 247 amino acids. The transcript has 3 exons. The record is from RefSeq and is a predicted model, not a curated record.
AUGCCUCGUUCACCAGGGAAACCCAAGCUAGUCCCCCCUCCUCUCCAAAAGGCCACUGUCAAGUCACUUGCAACCGACCAGCCGGCGCCAGCUGCUGGAAAUAUCAAUGUACAAGAUGCUGUGCUUAGCCGUCUCAAAAAGUGCCUCGCCCGAGGUAGUCAUCCAAACACGAGCGAGAAAGAGGCCCGGGCAGCACUAGUCAUCGCAAACCGCAUCAUGCAGCAGCACAACAUCACCCAAGCAGACAUGUUGGCUCAGGAGGAGAAAAGCACCAAGGCAGGCUCUAAGCACGUCGUAAUGGAAGGAUUUGUGACUACGGCUGCACACGCGAUCCAAAAAAUACCGUACAAUCUCAUCGUCAAAUGGGCUCGGGCACACCACGGCAGGUCGGCCGCCUACUGCUACUGCCGUGGUGUUGCCGAUGGGCUUUACAAAACAGCUAUUGAGGAGAAGAGCCUGGAAGAACUACGAGCUCGACAGGCAGGGGUAACAAUGGUCAAAGCAGAGAGUUCUGACAGCUCAAAUGCCGACGACACUGGUAGUGUCUGGGAAUCUGAAAUGCAGCUUGUGCGGUUCGGUGAAAGUGCCGAAAAGAUUGCGCAGAGCUACUUGGAGCAAAACAAUAUCAAAGUACGCUCGACAAAAAAACGGACAGCCUCGGUCAAGGAUUCCAAUUCCUAUACAAAAGGAAAGAACGACAGCAAGAAGAUAAAUGUUCGGCAGAGAGUCAUUGAGCAUUCUUAG